This is a messenger RNA of Dicentrarchus labrax (European seabass), 4452 nucleotides long. RefSeq names its product TLE family member 3, transcriptional corepressor a (gene tle3a). The record is from RefSeq and is a predicted model, not a curated record. Gene Ontology annotation, molecular function: protein binding; transcription corepressor activity. Gene Ontology annotation, biological process: regulation of DNA-templated transcription; negative regulation of canonical Wnt signaling pathway. Gene Ontology annotation, cellular component: transcription regulator complex; nucleus. Lineage: Eukaryota; Metazoa; Chordata; Actinopteri; Moronidae.
CGGCCAAAAAGGCAAACACCCUAAUGAAGCGCGGAUGUGGAAUUUGUGCUUGUCUUCUGUUAAAUUUGGAUAUCAUCGUCGGCACAUCAAUGCCUGCUGCUGUUGUUGUUGUACAUGGUGGGACGGACUGAUGAUGCCUUGUGGAUCCACGGGAUGAUGUCAUGUAUCGUUGCACCCCACGUGGGGGCCGUCGCUCUCCGAUAGGCAGAUGUGGCCGUAUUCCUUCCGAGUAAUCCGAUUGGACAGAUAGGCGCUUUCACGGCAGUUCAGCCCUGCUGCCUGUGUGUGGCAACCGGGGUAAGCUGGACAACUGGGGGAAAUGCGAGAUUGUGGAGAGUACCAUGUUACGCUUUUAAAGAAUCUCCAGCCCUCUUCGAGUCGGAAGACAGAUUUUGAAAGCGUAUUUGUUUUUUUAUUUUUUAUGGGAUUAACCAGCCAACAAAAGGCGCACAUUCCUCGGAGGUUCGCGGCGGAGAAUAAAGUAGUUUAAUCGAGCCCGACCGCACCAAAUUUUCUCCCAACUGCUCCCCCAGUCUGGCUGGGUGCGCUCCGGAGAGAGAGAGAGAGGGGGAGAGAGAGAGAGAGAGAGAGGAUGCUUGUCGAGAUCCGCGUCCACCACGCUUACAUUAGGAGGGAUUAAACGCAUGAAUUAUAGUCUACUCUGUUUUUCUUCAGGAACAAAAAAGUCGGACGGACGCUUUGGACGCACGCACGGGGUUUUCACGACCUCCCCCUACCCCCCCCCACCCCACCCCUGUCUGCUGAGACUGGUGUGGCCGUGAGCACAUUUCAACCAUUUUGCCAAAGGACCUGUACACUGGAGAGAUAAACAAAGGAUACAUUUCAAGAUGUAUCCACAAGGCCGACAUCCGGCUCCACAUCAGCCCGGCCAGCCUGGGUUCAAAUUCACCGUAGCAGAGUCUUGUGACAGGAUUAAAGAUGAAUUUCAGUUCCUGCAAGCCCAGUAUCACAGUCUUAAGGUGGAGUAUGACAAACUGGCCAAUGAGAAGACGGAGAUGCAGCGCCACUAUGUCAUGUAUUAUGAGAUGUCCUACGGGCUGAACAUAGAGAUGCACAAACAGACGGAGAUUGCCAAACGGCUCAACGCAAUUUUAGCUCAAAUUAUGCCUUUCCUGUCACAAGAGCACCAACAGCAGGUUGCUCAGGCAGUGGAGCGUGCUAAGCAGGUGACUAUGACUGAGCUGAAUGCUAUCAUCGGGGUACGUGGACUUCCCAAUCUGCCUCUCACCCAGCAGCAAGCUGCCUACCCUGCUCUCAUGCAGCAGCAGCUCCAGGCACAGCACCUCUCCCAUGCUGCUCACGGGCCUCCAGUCCAGCUGCCACCCCACCCCUCAGGCCUGCAGCCGCCUGGCAUCCCUCCUGUGACAGGCUCUGGAUCAGGCCUGCUGGCGCUAGGCGCCCUGGGCAGCCAAGCCCAUCUCCCAGUGAAGGAUGAGAAGAAUCACCAUGAUCUCGAACACAGAGAGAACACGAAUAACUCUAUAUCUCCAUCAGAAAGCUUACGCACAUCCAGUGAGAAGCACCGCAGCUCCUCUGACUACAGUUUGGACUCUAAGAAACGCAAAGUGGAGGAGAAGGACAGCAUGAGCAGAUAUGACAGUGAUGGAGAGAAAAGUGAUGACCUGGUGGUAGAUGUGUCUAAUGAGGACCCUGCCACUCCGCGGGCAAGCCCUGCUCACUCCCCGCCUGAAAAUGGCAUCGACAAGCCUCGCCCUCCUAAGAAGGACACGCCCAACAGCCCUGCAUCAGUGGCAUCCUCUGGAAGCACCCCAUCCUCCAAGGCCAAGGAGCUCAGUCAUAAUGACAAAUCCUCCACGCCUGGCCUCAAGUCCAACACCCCCACCCCCCGCAACGACGCCCCCACCCCUGGCACCAGCUCCACUCCCGGGCUCAGACCCAUCCUGGGCAAACCACCAGGCAUGGAGGCUCUUGCAGCCCCAGCUUUGCGUACCCCUCUGUCCAUCGCAGGCUCCUACCCUACCCCCUUUGCCAUGAUGGGCCAUCAUGAAAUGAAUGGAGGCCUGACUAGUCCUGGUGUGUAUGCUGGUCUGCACAUCUCCCCUCAGAUGAGCGCUGCAGCAGCUGCAGCCUAUGGACGCUCCCCCAUGGGAUUUGAUCCUCACAGCCACAUGAGAGCUCCAGGACUUCCUGCCAGCCUCACAUCCAUUUCUGGUGGCAAACCGGCUUACUCCUUUCACGUCAGUGCAGAUGGUCAGAUGCAGCCUGUGCCCUUCCCGCCUGACGCUCUGAUCGGUCCCGGUAUUCCCCGCCACGCCCGUCAGAUCAACACGCUGAGCCACGGCGAGGUGGUGUGCGCUGUUACCAUUAGCAACCCCACACGUCAUGUCUACACUGGUGGCAAAGGCUGUGUCAAAAUCUGGGACAUCAGCCAACCUGGCAGCAAAAGCCCCGUGUCCCAACUGGACUGUCUGAACAGGGAUAACUACAUCCGCUCCUGUAAGCUUCUGCCUGAUGGCCGCACAUUGAUUGUUGGAGGUGAGGCCAGCACAUUGACCAUCUGGGAUCUAGCCUCUCAGACACCCCGUAUCAAGGCAGAGCUCACCUCCUCAGCGCCGGCAUGCUACGCCUUGGCCAUCAGCCCCGAUGCCAAAGUCUGCUUCUCCUGCUGCAGUGAUGGAAACAUUGCCGUUUGGGACCUGCACAACCAGACCCUCGUUAGGCAGUUCCAGGGGCACACGGAUGGUGCAAGCUGUAUUGACAUAUCCCAUGAUGGCACUAAACUGUGGACAGGCGGUCUUGACAACACUGUUCGUUCCUGGGAUCUGAGGGAGGGUCGACAGCUGCAGCAGCAUGACUUCACUUCACAGAUCUUCUCCUUGGGCUACUGUCCGACCGGAGAGUGGCUUGCUGUGGGCAUGGAGAGCAGUAAUGUGGAGGUGCUCCACCACUCAAAGCCUGACAAGUAUCAGCUCCACCUGCACGAGAGCUGUGUCCUCUCCCUCAAGUUCGCCUACUGUGGUAAAUGGUUUGUAAGCACUGGGAAGGACAAUCUGUUGAAUGCUUGGAGGACUCCUUAUGGCGCCAGCAUAUUCCAGUCCAAGGAAUCCUCAUCUGUCCUGAGCUGUGACAUCUCAACAGACGACAAGUACAUUGUGACAGGCUCUGGUGACAAGAAGGCCACUGUAUAUGAAGUGAUCUACUAGAACAGACUGCUUUGGAUCAGAGCAUGCUCAUGCUCAGGAACAGUAGACUCUUCCUCCAUCUACCUUCCCUCACACAGACAGCAUGGAUGUUGCCUGCAGCCCCGGGGUGGAUGGGCAGGAAGUUUGGCAGUGCCAGACUGAAAUGGACGUUGGCGCUGUUGUGGCCCUGGAUGCUGUGACCUUUUUGGCUCUGUCCUUCCUCACUCAUAUAACUAACACUUGUACAGCAAGUGCAGUUCCCCAAGGCACUAAGAAGAAAAUAAUGUCUUGCUGUUUUUCUGUUUGUUGGAUAUUUCUUUUUUAUUCGUCCUUUUUAAUGUGGAGAUAAAGUUCCAUGGCACAACUAGAAGCGGCGCUUCGCUCUGGAGCUUCUCCUUGGAGGUCCUGUGAAAAGUGUACAUAAUGGAGUAAUAAAAGGCCUUUUAUAGAUUUAUAUUUUGGUGUCCAGUUACGCUUGUGAUGGUUCUUUCUUGUUCUCUCUCCGUGAUUUUCUGUCCCCUCUGGGGAUGGAAAUUAGAUUAGGACUUUGUAAGAGGAUAUUCUAUUUCAGUUUUUUUCCUCCUCUGCUUUUUUUUUCAUGUUCGUUGUCCAGAAUGACCUUUUCGGAAAUCUAAUUUGGAUUUUUUUUCUCCCUGACAACGGCAUUUUUUUCCUCCGUUAUUUGCUGUAACACAGACGUUUGUCCCAUGGAUUUUAGCAGUGGAGAAUUCUGGAAAAACCCUUUUUUUCACACUGGAAGAAGGAGAAAAUCAUGGUUUCCAGUUACUUCUACUCUUUGACCCUCGUCAGCAGAAAUUCACCUUUGAAAUGAAGACCUAUCGCUGAAAACUGGCUGCUUUCUAUGACAUUAAAAUGGAUAACUAUCAACUGGAGGACUGGUGGAUUUUAUGGAGAAGCAGCCAUGACUUCAUUUCAGCCUGUUGACUCGACUAUUGUAUGAAUCUUCAUUUCUCCACUCAGCGAAAUUUUGUCAUCAGUCAAGAGUUAAUUAUUGCCUCUCUUGUUUGACUCUCUGUGACUGAUAUGCAAGACUUACACGGUUACUCAUAAAGGUGGCAGGCAAAGCCAUCACCACAUUUGACAUUUUGGUUAUGCUCUGUUUGCUUUCUUCAGUAUUUCAUAAUAUUUGACUACAAUCAUCCCAUAGACAGGAAUGGUCUCUGCAUAAACACAAGUUAGACUGUGUAGCAUACAAGUUCAUCAUCCCUAAGGAUUGUACAGUUGGCAGUUGUUGAUAAAUCAAUAAACUGUUUUUAUAUAAAAAUCA